AUGCCCCCCUUGCGGCCCUGGGGUCCCAUUUUCGAAGAGAUUACUCUCCCGCAGAACAGAAUGUCAUCGACGGUCUUCUCGAUGCUGCCAACAUCUCUUCAGUCCCGGCUACCGCCUCUGCGGUCUAUCCGCAAGAGCGCAAGCAUGCAAACCCUCACCUCGAGCAGGCAAUCACACACCCGCACCCUGUCGGGACUCGACGACGGCGUCCACAGAAAUAUUACGCAGGCGCGCCUCGUCUCCGAGAGCACGGAAGAGCAGCACAUGAGCUUGGUGGCCACAGAGCAUCGGACGUAUGAGGUGCGAUCGGCGGCCGAGAAGCAUGAGCAGCAGCGGCAACAAACGGAACAGUAUUAUCAGCAACAGCAACAGCAAGCGUCUAGCCAAUCUUCAAACGUAGAUUGGCGCUUCGCCCAGCAAGGACUUGCUUUGAUCGCCGUCGCCCAAGAUGAGUUGAGGCAUCCGUCAAGGCGGCCGGCAGUCGAUUUUGAGAGGAAAGCGUUUCUCGACGGCGUCGAGUACAUCCUUAAGGCCCUUCCCAGCGACCUAAACGAACACGAGCUUCACCGACUACGCACGUCGACGCCCUCCAAUUUCAUCCCACCACCAAGUCCGAGCGGCCGGGCGUAUUCUCCGUCGCGGGGUGCGAACAACGGCAGAUCGAUUCUUCACCGGGGCGUCCAAAUCGCAGUCGUCAACAUCUUCAUCCUCAUCCACCUGGCGCUGCCGUACAUCAUCCUCAUGCUGCGGUUAGCGGCCCGCACGGAGAGGGAGUACCGGAUAUCGGAGAACCUUGUGGGUGCGGGCAUGGGUCUCGCCAACGCGAUCGGCAGCAAGGGAAUGCGCAUAACCGGGGCGCUGUACAACGUUGGCGACGGCAGGCUCGGGCAGGCUCUCACAGAGGCCGUUGCCUGGACGGUUGAGGGCCUCACGGGAGGUCUAUCCGAUGGUGUAGGCGAGGGCCUGUCCAUCGUGGCGCCCAAGAGACAAUGA
Colletotrichum paranaense is the source of this 993-nucleotide messenger RNA. RefSeq lists its product as uncharacterized. NCBI's taxonomy places the organism in Eukaryota, Fungi, Ascomycota, Sordariomycetes, Glomerellales, Glomerellaceae. The transcript is spliced from 2 exons. Bases 1 to 993 code for a protein of 330 amino acids. The record is from RefSeq and is a predicted model, not a curated record.